AUGGAAGACGGUGAAAAUAAAGCGGACGUUGGGCUGGAUAAAGAGAAAAAGUCGUACGCCGGAAUACCGGAGGCCGAAUUUGUUGUAAGUAUAUCAUUCUAACAAAAGAUUUACAUAAUGUGGUAUUAUAAAAUUGGUACUAACAUAAAUUUUAUAUAUUUGCAUUGUACUGUAUUACGAAGAAUAUUUUUACAAAGAAGUAAUUCUUAUGACUAUCACUAAUUUUUGUGAAAUUCUGUGAAAGAGUAAAUUCCAUGAAAAGAGAACAAGAAACAUUUUUUUCUUUAUUUUUAUAUUAUAUUUAUAUAUUAUUAGGAUAAUCCAUGGAAUAUACUUUCUCGAAACAAUACCCUUAUAUGGUCACAAAAGAAACAUGAUAUUUGGACUUAUCAGAAAAUAUAUAUAAGUAUUAUCUUACCUAAAAUAUUUUAAAUCUAGGAUGAUGUCGAUGCUUUCAUGUCAAGACCUGAAAAUGAAUCAGCAGAUAAAGUACUCCAAAUGUUGGACGAGAACCAUGGGAAGUAUAAAUUUAUGGAAUAUAAUUUAUUCAAUAAGAGAAAACGUUUGAAAGCUCAAAUUCCAGAUCUAGAGAGAUCAUUAGAUAUGAUUAAAAAAUUACAGCAAGAGAAAAAUGAAAGCAAAGAAUUAGAGACGCAAUUUCUUUUAUCGGAACAAGUUUAUGCAAAGGCUGUUAUUCCUCCUACUGAUAAAGUGUGCUUGUGGUUAGGAGCUAAUGUUAUGUUAGAAUAUACUUUGGACGAUGCACAAGAAAUGUUAACAAAGAAUAUUGAAGCAGCAAAGAGAAAUUUAGGUUAUGUUGAACAUGACUUAGAUUUUGUGAGAGAUCAGUUUACUACAACAGAAGUUAAUAUGGCACGUUACUCACAUUAUCAAAUGGAAAGAGUCUGUGAAUUAAAAGUACUGUUGGAAACUGUCAAUGGAAUAAAGGACUCGAAUACCACAUAUUUAGGUUAUAAGCUAGAUACACCAAUAUUUAUGUAUGUUGCCUCAAAUACAUCUGGAUUCUAACUUAAUAUGUUGUUUUGUGUACUUACAGAAAGGUCUAUUACCAUAUUUAUUAUAUUAAACUUAACUUAUAUUUUGAUAUUUUUGCAAAAAAAUAUACAACUUUUAUAAAAACCAAAGCAAUACAUUAUGCUUGUUAAUAUCUGAAAUAUCACAUAAACCAACAUUUGAUUUGAGCGUAAUUUUUUAAUUUAUCAUCCUGCUCGUUUGAUUAUAAACUACACUCUACAUUUAUGUACCACGUUUAAUUUAGUUGAACAAAUAUAAAAAGUAUUAUAUGAGCAUGAUUAAGAAAUAUGCUUAUAACUAAUGGAAUUUGCACGAAUGAAACUUAAUUUAUCUAAUGUUUUAAAUUGUCUUGGACAAUGAUUUGCUAUAUCUAUUUUAAGGCACAUAGUCAGUCCGACUUUCUGUGAAAGUCAAUGUCCAACAGGGACUAGUAUUUUGUUGUCUAAAACUUCGAAAUUAAAUUAUUCUAUUCCUUCGUCUGCUUCAUAUUUCACCAACUUUGCCUUUAACUCUGUGAUCUUAGCUUUAGCUUCUUCCAAUUCUUCCUUUAAUAGUUUCACUUCCACAUCAACUUCCGUAAUACCUCCUAAAUGUAGACGAAUAUAUCUAUGAUACAAUUUAGGAAAUAUACACUUUCCAUUAAAAAUACAUGUACCGAUAUUUUUCGUAUCAUAAACUUAUUGAACACAUGUUUUAAAGGAUACUCUAAAGCAUCAUCUGGUUUUUCUGGUUCUUCAUAUAAAGACACAAGCACUUUUGUAAGAGCAUCCAUAACGCCUGCUCUUUCCAAAUAUUUUCUGAAUUCUUCCUUUUUAGAAUCAGGUGGCUAACAUUUCAAAAAUUAGAAAUAAUUAA
Molecule: messenger RNA, 1890 nt
Organism: Heterotrigona itama
Lineage: Eukaryota; Metazoa; Arthropoda; Insecta; Hymenoptera; Apidae
Source: the annotation of a GenBank genome assembly